This is a messenger RNA of Cryptococcus deneoformans JEC21, 2007 nucleotides long. RefSeq lists its product as hypothetical. NCBI's taxonomy places the organism in Eukaryota, Fungi, Basidiomycota, Tremellomycetes, Tremellales, Cryptococcaceae. Gene Ontology annotation, cellular component: nucleolus. Gene Ontology annotation, biological process: rRNA processing. Bases 67 to 1884 code for a protein of 605 amino acids. Gene Ontology annotation, molecular function: RNA helicase activity; ATP binding; RNA binding. The transcript is spliced from 5 exons. The record is from RefSeq and is a predicted model, not a curated record.
AUUUCCCAACACUUUUCCCCUUACUCAAAACAAUCUGCAAGCAAACAGAAAAAAAGAAGCAUCAGUAUGUCUGCCGAAGAGCUCGUUGCCAGUCCCAAAUUGAGCAAGGAAGAGAAGAAGGCUCGUAAGGAGGCAAAGAAACUCAAGAAGGCUGAGAAGGCAGCCAAGGAGGCUGCUGCCCAGGAAGGUGUCGCCACUGAGGAAGUGAAGGAGGAAGUCAGAAAGAAGGACAAGAAGGACAAAAAGGAGAAGAAGGACAAGAAGAGGAAGGAGGUUGAUCAGGAAGAAGCCGAGAGCCCUUCUACCUCUACUGCUGCUACAGAAGAGCCACCCAAGAAGAAGAAAAAGUCCAAGGAUGCAGACUCGUCCGAGACACCUGUCUCUACCGCAACUCCCACCGAGUCUGAAACUCCCGCUCUCUCCAAGAAACAGCAAAAGAAACUUGCCAAAGCGUCUGCCGCCGCUGCUGCUACCUCCUCCGCCGCCGCCAUCCCCGCCCCUACCGUCCCCACCACCUUCACCGCGGAACACAACACCUUCCUCACCUCGAACAACAUCACCCUCACCCCUUCCCUCUUUCCUCCUCUUCUUUCCAUCCGCGACUUGCCAAUCAACUCCAAACUUCAACCUUUCCUUAACAAAUUCGAGAAACCGACUCCUAUCCAAGCAUGUUCAUGGCCUGCAUUGUUGAGCAAGAAGGAUGUGGUCGGUAUCGCCGAGACUGGGUCGGGUAAGACCUUGGCGUUUGGUGUUCCCGGAAUCAACCUCCUCUCCCAGUUGCCACCUGUGACAGGCUCUAAGAAGGGAAGGGGUCAAGUACCAGGACAGAUCCAGAUGCUCGUUCUCGCCCCCACGAGAGAGUUGGCGCAACAGUCGCACGAGCACCUUUCGGCGUUUGGAGAGCAAGUGGGGUUGAAGAGUGUUUGUAUCUUUGGUGGUGUGGGGAAAGAUGGGCAGGCGAGGGAGUUGAGUCAGAAGGAUACGAGGGUGGUUGUUGGUACUCCGGGAAGGACUUUGGAUCUUGCUGAUUCAGGAGAGCUGGAUCUUUCCAGUGUUUCAUAUCUUGUGUUGGACGAAGCCGACAGGAUGCUUGAUGCUGGUUUCGAGAAUGAUAUUCGCCGGAUUAUCGCACACACACCUGGCCACAAGGAAGGUAGACAAACUGUCAUGUUCUCCGCUACCUGGCCCGAGAGCGUGAGGCGACUUGCUAGCACCUUUUUGAAUAACCCUUUGCGUAUCACUGUUGGCAGUGAUGAGCUUUCCGCGAACAAGAGGAUUGAGCAGAUUGUCGAGGUGCUUGACAAUCCCCGUGACAAGGAUUUCCGACUUACCCACCACCUCAAAGCCCACCUUAAGGUUCACCCCAAUUCCAAAACCUCUCCCACCCGUAUUCUCGUCUUUGCACUGUACAAAAAAGAAGCUCAACGUCUUGAAUACACCAUCCGCCGAGCCGGCUACGCCGUCGGCGCUCUCCACGGCGAUAUGACUCAAGAAGCCCGAUUCAAAGCCCUCGAAGCGUUCAAGACUGGUCAGCAAAAUGUCUUGGUCGCUACAGACGUCGCCGCGCGAGGUUUGGAUAUCCCUGAUGUCGGGUUGGUCAUCAAUGUCACUUUUCCCUUGACGACGGAAGACUUUGUGCAUAGGUGUGGUCGUACAGGUCGAGCGGGCAAGACGGGUAAGGCGGUGACGUUCUUCACGGGUGAAAACCAUGAGAAAUCUCUGGCGGGUGAGUUUAUGAGGGUAUUGAGAGAUGUUGGUGCGGAGAUUCCCAAGGAGAUGGACAGGUUCCCUACUACCAUCAAGAAGAAGGAACAUGGAUCAUACGGUGCUUUCUACAAGGAGACUACGAACGCUCCUGCGCCUACCAAGAUCACUUUUGACUAAGAAAAUUGCAUUUUCUGUUUUCCCGGCUUGUCGUUUUCUGGCAUUUCUGAAUUAUCUUGUAGACAUUAAUCGUACGAGAUAGACUAGACUUUCUUUUGGUGUAUGAAUCAUCCUUCUUCGUUC